UGGACCCGCGUCCCCGCCACACAACCAUAACACAACGUAUAAUAAGCAAGCUGAAGUUUGAAAUGACUUCACUUCUUUGGAGAGCCAGCAAUAUACUUGGCAACCGCUUGGCUCACGUGACACGCAAAAUGACGCCCCUGACUCUUGUGCUCUGCGGACCCUCAGGAGUUGGAAAAUCUACACUGCUGAAUAAGCUGCUGGAUGAGUUUGGUCCUCAUUUUGGGUUCUCUGUAUCUCACACAACACGCUCCCCGAGGGAGGGAGAGGAACACGGCAAGCACUACUAUUUUGUCACCAGGCAGGAGAUGCAAUUAGCUAUUGACGAUGGAAACUUCAUUGAACAUGCAGAAUAUUCAGGAAACUUGUACGGGUCGAGUAAAAGUGCCGUAAACGAUGUCCUGAAGAGUGGGCGUAUAUGCAUCUUGGAUAUCGACACUCAAGGAGUCAAGCAAGUCAAAAAUACUGAUCUCCGAGCUCAGUUUGUUUUUAUUAAGCCACCAUCGAUUGAGGUUUUGACUAAAAGAUUACAAGGUCGUGGCACAGAGACGGAAGAAAAGUUAAAUAUACGACUUGCUACUGCCAUAGAAGAGUUAGAGUAUGGAGCAGUUGAGGGUAACUUUGACAUAGUGAUUGUAAAUAAUGAUGUUGAUGAAGCUUAUCAACAACUCAGAGAGUUUAUUCUUCCAGCAAUUAAUGAGAAAACUGAUGAUUAAUCUUGAGGAAGUGUCUCAAAUACAUAUACAGUACUAGUAGUAAGAAAAUUCCACAUGCUUUAAAAUUAACAUCAGUGAAAUUAGAUAAAAAUGUUAUAUUUUGAAGAAAGCCAUUAAUUGUCUGCUUGCCAGUGUAAAAUUAUUAUAAGAACAUAAGACAGUAAUAAUUAACGAAGGUGCAGAGGACCUAUUGACCUGCACGAGUUGCCUCCUAUUUAUGUCCAACCAAACUCACUCAAAUAUAUAUCUAACCUAAGCUUGAAACAAUCCAGUGAUCCCGCAACUCUUAUGUUACCCGGAUCUUGAAUACGUAUCUUGCCACAAGCUUUAAAGUAAAGAAAUUGUUACGUAGUGUUAAAUUCAGUUUGCAAAGUGUUACUGUCGCCUGUUAAUUCCACAUAUGGUAUUUAAAUAUCUUUGUUGAAUAAUCACCUUCACUCAUAUUGGGCCAAGUCCAUAAUGCUACCAGUUGAUGCAGCCACGUGGUACUUUCUUUCCUUCUUUUUAUUAUCAUCAUUAUUAUUAUUAUAAUUAUUAUUAUUAUUAUCAUUAUUACUGUAUUAUUUAUUAUUUGUUUAUAAAUACUGUAUAGAUAACCUUAUAUUUUCUUAGAAGUGACACUUUGAUAUAUACUGUAUAUACUCGUCAAAGUAUCUAUUAAAUAGAGUACAAUAUUUACAAUGCAGAUAUUAUGAAAUGAAGUAAAGGUAGUACAGUUGCACAAUAGGAUGAGUUAACUUAAUUCCCUCCCCUCUUUCUCUUUCUCUCUUUUCCUCUCCAUCUUUCUCUCUGCAACUAUAAUCUUCUUUUGAUUAUAGAGUGAAAGAAAUCCCUCCCCCAAUCCAAUAUAGGUCAGUAAAACGGUAGGGAGAUUUGCUGUAACCUAAGCAUUAUACUGUUGCUGGACGGCUGACGUUGUGCCUCAGUUGGAUGUUGUUUGAGUGACUUGAUUAUUCCUGGAACAGCUUACAUACAACUAUGACACCAACAUUUUUGUUUACUGGCAAGACCAAUAUAAACUUUUGACAUCAUUGAGAGCUCUCUGGAACUUCCUGGAACUGUCUAGUGAAGUGUUCAUGAACUACUUUCAUUAGAACAGUGAAGCAUUUUGAAUACUGGUAACAAUUAAGCUGUGACAUUUUAACAUUGUGUACAGUGGAACAUAGAGAACAAUAUUAUUGUACAAAGUGUUAGGUACACCAGACAGAUUAUGUCAAGGCUCUCACUGGCUGCAGCUACUGAUAUACUUUACAUACACACUAACACUUGUGCAGUUUCUACUGCACCAAUUGUUCCUUAAUUUUGCCAGGUGUCAGUUGAACACAUUUUGUUUUUAACUAUAUUUUGAAUGAUAUUGAGCCAUGUAAUAUAUAGUAUACAUGGUUAGUAGUAAAGAGCAAUUUUGAGCACAGUGUUUAAUAAUAAUAUGUAGGCAUGCAUGAAAGUGUGCUAUGUCACCGUGCAGUAAAAUGCAACAUUUGAUAUUACACGCAGAAAUCACAAUAGCAUGAUAUAUCAAUAAACAAAUCCAUAAGGGCCGUGAUGAAGGUUGCAAUUCUUUUAACCAUGUUAUGGCAUAUAGUCGACUAAGGUACAUCUGGGAUCAUCCCGGACGCAAGUUCGAAUCCUCAUCAUGGCCCUUGUGAAUUUGUUGAUUGAUAUUGGUUCCCUUGGAAGUAGAAGAACUCUUAGAAACAACUACAGGUAAACUACAGAUAAGAUUUGUAUGUGGCAGUGAUCAUUUUGGUAGUAUCUAGAUUAGUGUGAGUAAUGGUGCCUGCAUGCAGACAUUAUCUAGAGGCACACGUGGUCAUAUCCUCCGAGUUUCUAAGUUUUGAGGCUUGAGUUACACAUUUAACUGCCCAAUUAUGGCAAAAGUCUAAUUUUAAACAAUAUUUACUGCUUUACAUGAGGACAUUAUUGUGUGAUGUUAUUGUCUAAGCCAAGGGUAUUUGCUCAUAAUGUACUGUGUGUUUAAUUGCCAACGAUGGCAAUGACUUGCACUUCAGAUAGUUGAGCAGCCUAUGUUAAUAAUGAGAUUCUUAGGGUGGAGUAUUUUCCUCUAUUUCACAGUACUCUCAUUAGAUGAUAAAUGAUAUUUUAAUUUACAAGCUUUAAAUGCCUUAAUUUAAGUUACUUAGGUGAGCACCAGGUAUAAUGUGUCCAUAUAAUGUGUGUAACUCACUCACCCCUGGAUGACUUGAUGAUAAGUUUUCUCUAGUAUGAUACAGUAUAUCUACAUCAUAACUUAACUCUCAUACUGUUUAUUGAGAUUUCUCGGCCUCCUCUCGUGGAUGCACUUGUUCUCAGCACUGAGAUUGUUGUGUGUGGUAGUGGUGCUUAGAUGCAGGUACUCAGUAGUAGCAAGACUGAACAUUACAUGCUUGUUGGGAAGAACUUGCUUGCUCCCUCCAUGGGCAAAAUGUUUGGUUUGAGUCAAAAUUGUUUUGCUUAAUUUUGAUUCAAAAUAGUUUUGAUAUGAAAAUGCCACAGUUGAUUGAUGGACCAAUGCUAAAAUAUUUAAUUAAGCUAUCUAUAUUUUAAGUACAGUACAAUGUAUACCUUAAGGUGUAGCUUUCCUCAGUGCGUGAGGAAAGCUUGUGUGUGUGUGUGUGUGCGCACAAGUGUGUGUGUAUUCUCAAAGGACCAAACAUGUAUAGUUAUGGUUCAUUGCCUGCUCACUUCAUUGCUAAUUUUUCCAUGUAAAUGAUAUUGUAAUUUAAAUAGAAUUUUAAUUUAUCUAAAUUGUUACUUAUUGGUUAAUAUUUUAAACUAAUAGGUUUUGUUUUUUAUGAAGGCAUUUAUAUGAAAGUAAAUGUAGAAGGCUUGUUACUCUAUUAUUGCAUUUGUGUUCUUGUUUGUUUUAUGGCAUGAACUCGGGUGUACUUCAAAUGGCAGUUUUACAAUUGAUUUUUGUAUUGUCUUGACAAAGAUUUUAAUAAAAUUUAGGGAUUAAUGAAUAUCCAUAAUUAUAUCCCAUCAUGCAACUACACCAAUAGUGUAUCGACAACAGCUGAAGUUCCUAUACAAUACGGUGUUAAGGUUCUACAUUUUAUCACAUUGGGAACAACUUGAUCUUAAGAACAGCUCAUCAGCCUCCUCCCCCCCCCCCUCCCCUCACUGUAGACCCCUCUACCUUUGAUUUAUUUAGCUGGAAAAGGGGUGCAGGAUGCCUUUGGUUUGUGGUUUCAAUGUAUCUUGUAAUGUCUUCAAUAGUUUCAGAUAGAGAGGAAAUGUUGGGAAGGGCACGUGUGGGGGUGAACAUCUGGUAUGAUUAGUAAGUGGUGAGUAGUAUGUGGUAAGAAGACUUUAGAUUUAUAAAUGGGGAAGUGGCCUAGGUAUGUGACUGGAUUUUCAUUGUACUGCACCUCUACUGCCACUGGAGGUACUGGGUUAUGUAGAUAUGGGAGUCAUGGCGAUGGAAGUAGGAGGGUGGCGAAGGCGGAUUAGGAGAAAGGGUUGUAUAUCCAGCCCGUCCUGAGGUUUCCCAACGUCAAGAAAAUGGUCAAUUUAAAGUAUCCUUUCCUAACCUACCAGAGGACCUAAAACAAAAAACGGGACAGUACGUCACUUAUGCGAGCUGCUUCCAUUUUCUAGUACGACAAUUUUUGGUCUUGUGUAACGCAUACGAUCGAAAAGCGACAUUCUUUGUAGGAAGACAGGUUGGUAUGUGUGGAAGACAGUCUACAAGAUCACUUCUGGCAGCAGAAUCCGGUGUAGUAGUGGACAGUGAAUUUCUAGUUGUCAUAGGAAUGAGUUACCAAAAUGAAUUUGAAGUUGGAUAUUACCUGAAUAGGCGAUCAAGUGUGUCCUACAUUCAGUGCUACAGUAACAUGUAUUACAUUAUUGAAAAGGCCUGGAUUUUUAAUUGCACUCAUUUUCCUCCUACCACAAGGGCCUUGUGGUAGGAGGGGGACAUUGGGACAACAUGGGUGGUGAAGUGGGAUAGUAAAAAAUAGCAUAUGCCGGUCACCAUUAAGAAGGAUGGCACAUAAGAAACCAUCUAUUUUUUGCUGCCUUAAAUUUAUAAUUACUAUACUAUACUGUACUGUACUUUUCAUCCAUUCACUCUCUUAAUUUGUGCCUACAUUUUUUAAAGUCUUCUGUAUUUUAUUUCAAAAACAUGUUUUUAAUCCAGAUGAGAUGUUGGCAGAAGGCAAACUGCUUCACCUUCAUAUUAUGAAUUGUUAACUUCAAAUGUAAAAUAAAAAUAGACAUAAAACGGGUACCAAACAAAAA
Messenger RNA from Procambarus clarkii (red swamp crayfish), 4952 nucleotides. Its product is annotated as guanylate kinase. Gene Ontology annotation, biological process: purine nucleotide metabolic process. Gene Ontology annotation, cellular component: cytosol. The record is from RefSeq and is a predicted model, not a curated record. Gene Ontology annotation, molecular function: GMP kinase activity. Lineage: Eukaryota; Metazoa; Arthropoda; Malacostraca; Decapoda; Cambaridae.